UCCCGCGGUGAAAUAAGCAAAAGAAACAAAAAAACAAGCAUUUGCGAUGAAAGCCGCCGCAUUUGACCCCCCGGCUUUUCAAGCCACACUUGCUACCCCGCUCAACGUAAUUCGGCGUAAGAGAGGGAGCUCAGCCUUACCCCAAGCGCCCCACCAAGGCUGCUCGUCGCUCAUUCAUUCACGAACCUUGAAUUUGACGACUCGACUGGCCGAAAAGAAGCGAAUAUCUCAUCAGAUUUUUUUUCAUUACCUCUUGAAAUGAAAUAGCUCGGCGGUCGGCAGCUAGAAAUUUCUUCUAGCUAUUGUCAAGCUUCGUGCUAUUGCGUCCAGGAAUUUGAGCAGCUGUCAAUCACCUCAGCUGCAGUAACUGACGCGACUACGACGACGCGAACCAGAGUACAAGAUGGAGCUCCCCAAGGCUCUCAAUGCGCUUGAGCCCUUCCUCGCGCUCUCAAAAUCUGCUACUUCGCCGCGUGCGGCGGCCGACCUUGUCGCGCGCGCCACCUCAUCACCCAACACCUUCGUCUUUACGGAGCUGCUUCAGACGCAGCAGGUGCAGGCGUUGGCGUGGUCGCCCGACCACGAGCUUGCAGCGUACAUUCAGCUUCUCAAGAUCUUCAGCUACGGCACGUAUACCACUUACUCGGCGGCCGCGAGCACAACGAAAACUCUCCCGCCGCUCAACGAUGCCCAGAAGCUGAAGCUGCGGCAGCUGUCGCUACUGACGCUGGCCAAUGACACGUGCGAGCCGGGCGCGUCGCUGAGCUACGCACGGCUGCUUGAAGCGCUGGAACUCGGCAGCGCCCGCGAGCUCGAAGAGCUAGUUAUCAGCGCCGUGUAUGCUGGGCUUCUUCAUGUUCAGCUGGACCCGAAGCACGAGGUAGUGCACGUCAACAGCGUGACGGCCCUGCGCGACGUGACGCCCGGUUCCAGUUCCGGCUCCGUUCACGACAGCAACGGUGGAGCCAUCGGUGGGCUGCUGUCCAGCCUGAAGGCGUGGGCCGACCGGUGCGAGGAGACACUGCAGUCGCUUGAGACGCAAAUGUCUGGGCUGCGGGCCGACGCCGACCGGCGCGCCACGGAGGCGGCCGCCUGGUCCAAGAAGAUAGAGAAGCUCAUCGACGAGGACCAGAACCAGGCGAUGCAGGGAGGAGGAGGACAUCAGAUAAGCGGGCAACACAAGGGUAGCAGCAUUACCGGGGCCGGCGCCGGCGGCGACAGCAUUUUCUCGGGCGCAUCCGGACAGGGACCGUUCGCCGGGAACUCGGCCAUCGCGAACAUGAUCAAGGGGCAGCGUUUUGGUAAGCGCGGAAGCGGUCACAUGGACGCGCCCUCUGGCGGAGGAGGCGAUGCUGAUGACGAGGCCAUGGAUCUCGACGACGAGGACGACCUAGUUGACGGAAAGAAGCGGGCCAGCCGGCGGAGGCUUUAGUAAAGAAGCCGUUGUUUUUGUCCUCUCUUUUUCUCAGUCUUUUUUGUUUUAACCGUUGAUCGCAUGGCAUCCAUGUGUAUCUCAUCACCUUGGACUUGUCUGAUGAUUGUCCCGUCGGGGUCUCCCCGGGGCGAUCGCCAGAAAAGAACUCCAAAUAGAGUGGGAUGGCCCAUGGAUUCACGAUGCCCGAGUCGAUACUAGUUGAGUAACGACCUAUUAUGAUAUAUCACGCAGGUUUUCGUAGGUGGCUUUCGUAAUUCUUCUUGUCUAUAACCUCAACAUGUGAACCUAAUUGUGAAUGACACACCGCAUAUGCUGACAGAAAAGAGAUAAAUAUAAAUGGCAUGGCAGAG
Molecule: messenger RNA, 1785 nt
Organism: Lasiosphaeria miniovina
Lineage: Eukaryota; Fungi; Ascomycota; Sordariomycetes; Sordariales; Lasiosphaeriaceae
Exons: 3
Coding region: 404-1432 (342 amino acids)
Cellular component (GO): COP9 signalosome
Source: RefSeq, a predicted model, not a curated record